AUGCCGGUAAUAGCGGUGGGCACCGUGGAGGAGUGCUUCUACGGAGCCAUUAAGGCCAUCAACUGGGCGGAACGCUACCAGGGUCCGGUUGUCCUGAUGUCUGAAAUGUCCCUGGCGGAAAGGGUGCAAAACAUUCCCCGCCCGGACCUUUCCAAGGUCGAAGUCAACCGGCGGUUGACCUACCAAGCUGUGAGCAAAAAGAAUCCGGAAUACGAUUUCAAGUGGUGCCCAGGCUGUGGUGACUUCGGCGUACGGCGUGCGCUGGAAUUCGCCAUGAUCAACCGGUUGGAAGAAACCGGGCUUCCCAUUGUAAAACAACGUUGUCGUCGCCGGCAUCUUCUGUUUCUGUUCGGCAACCUGGUGCCUCUGCAUCGAGCCAGCUACGGGUUCACGCGGUUCUCCAGCCAACCCAGACCCCUGGCCAAAUUGAUCAACCAGGGCAUGGAGCAUCCGGGUUUCGCCAUUGUGCACGUCCAGUCGCCGUGCACCACUUACAACGACACCUUUGAGGCGCUCAAGGGCAAUCCCAAGAAAGGUCUGGAGCCUCAGCUAUGGGAUGUGCCGGAGGAGCAUGACCCCUCCGACCGGGCGGAAGCUCACGACCUGCUACAACAGGGCGGCGUACCGGUGGGUGUCAUCUACCAGGACACCACCCGCACCACGUUGGACGACAAACUGUCCCAGGACUUGGAAAAGGCCAGGCAGCGUCCCCUGGAAGAAAUCAUGGAUAUGUUCAAGUUCUGA
Messenger RNA from Geodia barretti, 744 nucleotides. The record is from the annotation of a GenBank genome assembly. Lineage: Eukaryota; Metazoa; Porifera; Demospongiae; Tetractinellida; Geodiidae.